Molecule: messenger RNA, 393 nt
Organism: Penicillium crustosum
Lineage: Eukaryota; Fungi; Ascomycota; Eurotiomycetes; Eurotiales; Aspergillaceae
Exons: 3
Coding region: 1-393 (130 amino acids)
Source: RefSeq, a predicted model, not a curated record
AUGGCACCUAUCCCAGCAGUGAUGCGCGAAGCAGCUCGCUUUGAGAACCGUUACAGCAUAGACUGGACAGACCACAGCACAUACACCAAGAUAACGACAACUGACACGCAUACUAGCCACAGAAAGCUGGUAAAUUUCUCUCACGAGCUCCAGGAGUGGCCAUUUUUGCCCGUGGUCAUUGCGAGCGUUCUUUUUGCGAUUAUCGUGGUGGGCGUCGUCGCCCACUUUUGCUUUUGGGGAAGGCACAGGUAUCCGCGGCGAACUGCAUCUCCCGAGGAUAAGAUGAAGACGGAAGGCGCUGGGUAUCUGAAUACGGUUGAGGAGCCCUGCUCAGAUGGCUGGAUGUGUUUCAUUCUGGCCUGCCAUGCUGCCAUUACCCUCGGUGGUUUCUGA